AUGACCCGUGCUGCAAAAGAGACAGCGUCGAAGGCGAAAGUUGCACCUGCUUUCAAGGAACUGGAUAGAGGGAGAAAAUUAGCUGUAUGGGUUAUUAGGAGGACUGGAUCACCAGGUGAUCAUGAAUCAAGUGAGGAGGAGGAACCAAAGUAUCGUCGGUUUGGCUUAGGGGAAAAAAUUUCACCCCAAGCUAGACUUGCACCUUUCACUGAUCUAGCGGAGAAAAGUUUGCACCGCAAGUUGGAAGCUGCUGGGGAAAAGCGAGCUGCUGCUAGGAAAUUAGAAGAAGAAUUGAAGGCUACAUAUGGACAAGCUAGUGAUGAUGAAGAUUGCAAAGUGACAGAUAGCAGAACCAAUGCUUUUACCAGAUGGAAGGUGGCGCCUGUUUUUCCGAGUUUGCAUGGCAAGAAGAAACUAAAAGGAUGA
Messenger RNA from Papaver somniferum (opium poppy), 426 nucleotides. RefSeq lists its product as uncharacterized. NCBI's taxonomy places the organism in Eukaryota, Viridiplantae, Streptophyta, Magnoliopsida, Ranunculales, Papaveraceae. The transcript has a single exon. The record is from RefSeq and is a predicted model, not a curated record. Bases 1 to 426 code for a protein of 141 amino acids.